Molecule: messenger RNA, 3984 nt
Organism: Echinops telfairi (small Madagascar hedgehog)
Lineage: Eukaryota; Metazoa; Chordata; Mammalia; Afrosoricida; Tenrecidae
Gene: AKT3
Product: AKT serine/threonine kinase 3
Exons: 13
Coding region: 136-1575 (479 amino acids)
Biological process (GO): protein phosphorylation
Molecular function (GO): protein serine/threonine kinase activity; ATP binding
Source: RefSeq, a predicted model, not a curated record
GGAGUGGGAAGGGCAGCAGUAGCAGCAGCAGCAGCAGCAGCAGCAGCAGACGACGACGAGGACGACGAUCCAAACUCCAAAGCUGAUUAUCACCAACUACCAUUUCUCUAAGUUGGGGCUCAGAGGGGAGCCAUCAUGAGCGAUGUUACCAUUGUGAAAGAAGGUUGGGUUCAGAAGAGGGGAGAAUAUAUAAAAAACUGGAGGCCAAGAUACUUCCUUUUGAAGACAGAUGGCUCAUUCAUAGGAUAUAAAGAGAAACCUCAAGAUGUGGAUUUACCUUAUCCUCUCAACAACUUUUCAGUGGCAAAGUGCCAGUUAAUGAAAACAGAACGACCAAAACCAAAUACAUUUAUUAUCAGAUGUCUCCAGUGGACCACCGUUAUAGAGAGGACAUUUCAUGUAGAUACUCCAGAGGAAAGGGAAGAAUGGACAGAAGCUAUCCAGGCUGUAGCUGACAGACUGCAGAGGCAAGAAGAAGAGAGAAUGAAUUGUAGUCCAACCUCACAAAUAGAUAAUAUAGGGGAGGAAGAAAUGGAUGCAUCUACAACACAUCAUAAAAGAAAGACUAUGAAUGAUUUUGACUAUUUGAAACUGUUAGGUAAAGGCACUUUUGGGAAAGUCAUUUUGGUUCGAGAGAAGGCAAGUGGGAAAUACUAUGCUAUGAAAAUUCUCAAGAAAGAAGUUAUUAUCGCAAAGGAUGAAGUGGCACAUACCCUAACUGAAAGCAGAGUAUUAAAGAACACUAGACAUCCCUUUUUAACAUCCUUGAAAUAUUCCUUCCAGACAAAAGAUCGUUUGUGUUUUGUGAUGGAAUAUGUUAAUGGGGGAGAGCUGUUUUUCCAUUUGUCGAGAGAGCGGGUGUUCUCUGAGGACCGCACACGUUUCUAUGGUGCAGAAAUUGUCUCUGCUUUGGACUAUCUACAUUCCGGAAAGAUUGUAUACCGGGAUCUCAAGUUGGAGAAUUUGAUGCUGGAUAAAGAUGGACACAUAAAAAUUACAGAUUUUGGGCUUUGCAAAGAAGGGAUCACAGAUGCAGCCACCAUGAAGACGUUCUGUGGCACACCAGAGUAUCUGGCACCAGAGGUAUUAGAAGAUAAUGACUAUGGUCGAGCAGUGGACUGGUGGGGCCUAGGAGUUGUCAUGUAUGAGAUGAUGUGUGGGAGGUUACCUUUCUACAAUCAGGACCAUGAGAAACUUUUUGAACUGAUACUAAUGGAGGACAUUAAAUUCCCUCGAACACUCUCUUCAGAUGCAAAAUCAUUGCUUUCAGGGCUCUUAAUAAAGGAUCCAAAUAAGCGCCUUGGUGGAGGACCAGAUGAUGCAAAAGAAAUUAUGAGACACAGUUUCUUUUCUGGAGUAAAUUGGCAAGAUGUAUAUGAUAAAAAGCUUUUACCUCCUUUUAAGCCUCAAGUAACAUCUGAGACAGAUACCAGAUAUUUUGAUGAAGAAUUUACAGCUCAGACAAUUACAAUAACACCACCUGAAAAAUACGAUGAGGAUGGAAUGGACUGCAUCGACAGCGAGAGGCGGCCUCACUUCCCUCAGUUCUCCUACUCCGCAAGCGGCCGAGAAUAAGCCUCGCAGUCCACUCCUUCACAGCAUCUUAGACUGAGCACUGGAAACGGCUCCUGGACAUCGCCAACGGUCCUCGCUCUUGCAGACAGUGGGAACAAAAGUCUCCGACCAACCAAGGAAGGGUCUUUCACCCCUAACCUCUCACCCACACGAAAACACACAUAUAUGCAAACACACUCGACUUUCUGUUUUUGCAUGAAAUUGUAUCUCAGUCUAAGGUCUCAUGCUGUUGCUGCUACUGUCUUACUCUUAUAGCAACUUUAAGAGGUAAUUUUCUGAUUUUUGUGAAUCAUGAGUUCACCAUGGUUGAUUUGUGCACCAACUGUUAUCUUUGUUGUCUUUUAGUUUUUGUUUUCCCUAACAAUGAAGGCUGGGAGGGGUCCUUUGACUCUAGGUACCUCUUAAAACGUUCUAGAAGCUAAAUCAAAAAUGAAUGAAGCGAAGAAGAUUUAGUAUGUGAUUCUAAGCACUUGGGAAAGGAUGGUCGUGUGCACCGGAUGCAGGGUGGUAGUGAGACACACCGGUAGGGAGAGAUCACUAAGGGCUGGCUGGGACUCGUUAGGAAGAAGGUGAGAGGACUACACAACUGUUGAUGAGUGGGUGUGUGUACAUACACAUUCCUGUUGAAUACUGCAGAAGAAGCUGUGUCUCGCGGGCAGUCAUGGACACGGUUCGGACAUGAAGGCGCACACAUGGCAGAGGUAGCGUCAUGGAGAGGGUUCAUGUUCAGUGCGUGCCAGAGAGCAUUUUUGCGCCUGCGCUUGGAAGCGUCUUCCCUUCCUUGGUGUUUAUCACCUUUGAUGGCUGAAGAAUGUAGACAGAUACGAUGAUCCUGCUUUUCACCAAAAUUUGUACACCAGGUAAACAGGGGUUCGCCUUAUUUGUUUUAAUUUUCUGCUUUCAAGUUUUUCAUUAUUUCACUUUUUUUCCUCAGAUGUUAAAACUUGGAGUAGCCUUUAUGGUUUUGUUGGUACUGCAGUAGUAUUUAUUAUUUAGUGAUGAGGAUCAUAUGUCAUGUAGCCAGUGCAGCUCCAACUUACACAAGAUAGACAGCAUGCAGCUUCUUUUGACCCAUGGGCAAGGAACGUACAAGCUGAUGAGAAUCAUGCACUUUUUCUCCUGUGUUUAAAAAAUAUAUAUAUAUUGAUAAAAGGCUCUGACGUUGUACAUAUUGGUUUUGGGAGAAGAGAUGCUGUCGUUUAACCCCUUGGUGUUGAAAAUAUCUAACUAUCCAUGCCAAGGGCUUAACGCAACAUGUGGAUGUUGAUGUGUGCUUAGUCGGGGAUGGAUCCAUUCAGAAGGUCUGGCAGCACGGUGUGAUGAAGACAGCCGAGACUUGAACGAUGAUGAGAAAAGAACUUUACUUGGCACGAUGAACACAGCUCAUCUGUUCACUAAGUAGGCAGUAAGGAUAAGACCUGGUGUGUUAGUUCUGAUCUUGGUACACUAUCACUGAAUUAAGCCAUCAGGGAAACAAAACAAAACAGAACAGCUCCAACCUUUCCUUUUUCUGUAUCUACUCAUGUCCCUCCGUUCCCACAUUUCUCACUGAAUGGGGGCAUGUAUGCAAACCUCAUCUUCCUCCUUCGUCAAUGAUGAUCUUCAGAUCCAACCCUUUGGUGCUAGGAGCUGACAUUUUCCAAAGCAGCCUGUGAAGUCCAGGGAGCGGGGCCGGUCUUGCGGCAGCGGCAGCAGCAGCCCAGACUCCCUGCAGUGAUCGUGGAAAUGCAGUUUAGCUAAACUCCCUGACAGCUCCCAAAAUGGAAGACUACAGCGUUAUGUACUAUGAUGAUUGAGCAAGUGACUUUUACAGUAGGAUGAAUCAUAUUCAUGUGCAGAUGUCUUAGCCUCAAGAUGCUGGAAGUAUGGAUUUUAUAGAUAAGAAACCACUGCUGGCGGUGGGUGGGCCACUGGGACUGACGGGGGUUAAAGGGCAUUUUAUUAAGGCAGCUAAGACAUAUUCAGACUUAGAUUUUGUCCUGAUUUUUCAUAUUUUUAUCUUAGUGAAGCUCAUCUUUAAUAUUGAGUGGGAAGUUACAGUAAGUGGUAGUUCACUCUGAACACAUGUAGAUCAACUUUGUUAUUUUGAAACUUGCAUUGAUGUUGACUCUUUCACUUUGACGAGAACGUAACCUAGAAAGUGUGUCCUGUGAGUUGUUUUGCGUCCAUUCAUAAGAAAGAAACAGAGGGAGGAAGAGAACUGAGAGCCUGGCUGCAGGUCAGAGCCCUUGUUCCUGCAGAGGGAAAGUGUAGCACCACACACACACUGAGCACAGCGCUUUUUUCCCCCCUUCUGUGUGUGUGUGUGUUUUAAAUCGUAAGGUGAUUCCAUGGCCUUGGCAAAGAAUGCCUUCCUAAAGAUUAAUGACCAGCGCUGACAGGGCCGCAGGGUGGCCCCUCCUCACAGCU